Misgurnus anguillicaudatus (oriental weatherfish) is the source of this 3677-nucleotide messenger RNA. NCBI's taxonomy places the organism in Eukaryota, Metazoa, Chordata, Actinopteri, Cypriniformes, Cobitidae. The record is from RefSeq and is a predicted model, not a curated record.
UGAAUAAUUGUCCCAUUUUUUCGAUUUCUCCCAAUGUUAUGAGACUAUGUUGAUACUUAAAAAAACAACAACUGGCAACAGGAACCUCUAUGCAAGUAUGUUUGUGUUAGUGUAAAAGGAUUAGUGGAGUUCACACCUGGUUGCAUCCCACCGGCACCCAUAUAACAGUCCAGACAGCCCCACCCCUUUCUUCAUAAAUACACAACACUUUCCUCCUCCCUUUAUGUCCUCCACGUCUCUCGUUCUCAUUCUUCACUCCUGAAGUUGACUCCCGAUCAGCAGAGAGAGAAAGAAAGAGAGAAAGCGAGUACAGUUUGUGUAUUAUGGCUCAGUCUCAGAGUUGGACUCAAAACAUGGGCACCUAUUACUCCCUCGUUCGUAGGAGAUUUAAGAGAAGACGCAAAAAACGCUCGGAACGAAAAGGGAUCAUCAGCAAGGCCAUGAAUGAAGGAGUUGGUGGGCGACCCAGAGGGCAGAAGUUUUUCAGUCUGGGUGCAGAUGUAGACAUGAGUUCGUGUCGAAUGGACGUUAAAGAAAACCGCAACCUGGAUAACCUCUCCUCAAAGGAGGGGCUGGUUGAGGGGCAUCACUUAGCCAAUAGAAGCGCACGAGGAAUAAGCAGAAAACGUCCUCUGGAAGAGGGCAACAGAGGUCACGGCCACUCCAAGUUCAGGUCCAAGAAACGCAAGAAAACCCAAGGGCCUGUCUUGCCCAAAAAUGCUCUCAUGCAACUUAAUGAAAUCAAACCGGGCCUACAGUACAAGCUCACGUCUCAGACAGGGCCCGUGCACGCGCCCGUGUUCAUUAUGAUGAUCGAAGUUAACGGACAGUUGUUCGAGGGCUCGGGUCCCACCAAGAAGAAAGCCAAAUUGAACGCUGCGGAAAAAGCUCUACGCUCUUUUGUUCAGUUUCCUAACGCGUCUGAAGCUCACCUCGCGAUGGGUCGCACCCUGACGGUCAAUGCGGACUUUACAUCCGACCAGGCGGAUUUUCCAGACAUGCUGUUUAACGGAUUCGAGACCCCGGGACCGACGGACGACCCGUUUUACUUGAGUCUGAGCAGCAAUGGCGCUCUCCACUCCAUAAACAAAUACCCUCUGCCCGUGACUCCUAACAACAACAAAAUGGCACGUCAACCCCUCACACCACCUUUGGCUCUAACAGCACCCCCUACAGGCAGCGGCAAAAACGCAGUAAUGAUCUUAAACGAGCUUCGCCCGGGACUGAAGUACGAAUUCGUGGCGGAGAGCGGCGAAAGCCACGCUAAGAACUUUGUGAUGUCCGUUACCGUGGAUACGCAGAUUUUCCAAGGUUCCGGGAGGAAUAAGAAGCUGGCGAAGGCGAGGGCGGCCCAGGCGGCGCUAUCGGGACUGUUCAACAUGCAACUAGACCAAACGCCAUCUCGGCAGCCGAUCCCAAGAGAUGGACUGCAGCUACACUUGCCUCAGGUGCUUGCGGACGCCGUCUCUCGAUUAGUCGUGGAAAAGUUCCGCGAGCUAACGGACAACUUCACCUCCCCACAUGCACGGCGAAAAGUCCUGGCGGGUGUCGUCAUGACAACAGGCACGGAUGUGAAGGAUGCCCAGGUGAUCUGCGUUUCCACGGGAACCAAAUGUAUAAAUGGAGAGUACAUGAGCGAUAGAGGCCUGGCCCUGAACGACUGCCACGCUGAAAUCAUCGCUCGACGAUCCCUCAUCAGAUACCUUUAUAGUCAACUGGAAUAUUUUCUCAGUGACAGACCCGAGGAUCAUGAGAAAUCCAUAUUCAGAUGGUGCAGCGAACACGGCUACCGGCUAAAAGACAACAUUCAGUUUCAUCUGUAUAUCAGCACGUCACCCUGCGGAGACGCCCGGAUCUUCUCACCCCACGAGGCUGGUGCUGAAGACCAAGGUGACCGGCAUCCAAACCGCAAGGCACGCGGACAGCUGCGAACCAAAAUCGAGUCCGGAGAGGGAACGAUACCGGUACGCACAAGCAACACUAUUCAGACCUGGGAUGGAGUCUUGCAGGGAGAGAGAUUGCUAACCAUGUCGUGCAGCGACAAGAUCGCCAGAUGGAACGUGAUUGGAGUGCAGGGGUCUCUUUUGAGCUAUUUCACCGAACCCAUCUACUUCUCUAGUUUAAUCCUGGGAAGCCUGUACCAUGCUGACCACCUGUCCAGAGCCAUGUACCAGCGUAUCACUGACAUAGAUGACCUGCCCCAGCCUUUCAACAUUAACAGACCCCUGCUCAGUGGCAUCAGUAACACAGAAGCACGGCAGCCUGGUAAAGCUCCGAACUUCAGUGCCAAUUGGACAGUUGGUGAUCAGGGAUUGGAGAUCAUUAAUGCCACCACAGGGAAAGAUGAUCUGGGACGCCCCUCACAUCUCUGUAAACACACCCUGUACAGCCGCUGGAUCUCUCUGCAUGCCAAGCUUAACAAGACUCUAAGGAUCCCAGGAUUUCAGCCCAGCACGUAUCACGACGCAAAGCAAGCGGCCUCGGACUACCACACGGCCAAACAAACUCUCUUUAAAGCUUUCUACAAAGCAGGACUGGGUGCAUGGGUGGAAAAACCCAUCGAACAAGACCAGUUCGCCCUUAACCCUUGAGGUGAACCAAGAGAGAAAAUGUGAUCUUUUUGGUUGGAGAUACGUUGAACGUUUUACCCUUUAUUAUUAUUACAAACUUUUAUCUGUUCAUAACAUGUAUGAUGGGUCCAGAAUGACCUAAACACUUGUUUGGGUUAAACUAACCCAGCAAGGUGAGUUGCAUGAUUUUAUUUUGACUAGUAUGCUGGCUUAGUUUUACUUAAAAACAAAAUGGUUAUUUCAUUUUUUUACAGCAAUUUGUAAAAUGUUAUUUAUUAUAUACAGUAUAGAGCAAACAGUAUAUACUGUAUAUAUUUCAUGAUAGAAAUCAUGCAUCAUAACUGACUCAAGCACAACAACCAGCACAUAGGCUACACAUAAAAAAAGAAUAAUAACCCAGCAAAAUUAAAUUAACAAGUGUAGUUUUUUUUUCAGUUUAAAUUAUGUGUAGUUUGGUUUGUGUACAUUUUUUACAAAUUUUUUAUCACUCAGUUGUUUGUUUCAUCUUAAGAAUGUCAUAGUAUUUUGUUGAAAAACAAUAAAAGCAUUAUGACCCAAAAAAACCCUUACAAAAAGUAAACCUUUGUACUUUUAGUACUUCAUAUUAUAGUACCUCAGUAGUAGAGGUCUUCUCGGGGUUCAAAGAAAUGUACACGACCCGAAAUGACCUGAAUCACUUUUUAUCGAACCUGACGUGCAUACAUUUUUUGUUUUUUAAAAGAAAGACCCGACCCAAACCAGUGGCAAUUUUUUAACCUGACUGGACCCGAAUGUAACAGCACUGACGUUGUUUUCCAGUCCUUUGUGAUUGACUCGACUUCACCCGCAAAGACACAUUUUCUAUGUUGUAUAAGCCUGUAAAACUAUAAAAUUAUGUUUAUUCACUAUUUAAGUUUUGUUUAUAAAUUCUGUGACUUUUUUAAGCCCGGAAAUCAAAAUAUUAAAAUGACCUGAUUUCCGGUUGACCUUGGGAACCUAUUUUCUCCAUUUGUUCACUUUGUUAAAUAUCUGCUUAACUUUACAUAAACCACAUAGCUAAAUGUACAUUAUUUAUGUAAAAUUACUCAGUAGUACACUGUAAAAAAUACUUUGCUGCCUUAAAUUUUU